AUGUCUCGUCGUCUCCUCCUCCUCAACGGUCCCAACCUCAAUCUUUUGGGCACAAGAGAACCUCACCUUUAUGGAUCAACAACUCUUAAAGACGUCGAAACCGAUGCAGAGAAACAAGCAUCAGAUCUCUCAGCCACAAUCGAGACUUUCCAGGCCAACUCGGAGGGCGCGAUAGUGGAUCGCAUCCACAAAGCACGAGGAAACGUUGAUGCCAUCAUCAUCAACGCGGGCGCCUACACACAUACCAGCGUCGCCAUCCGAGAUGCUCUCGUUGGAGUGGACAUUCCGUUUGUUGAAGUUCACGUCACCAAUGUCCACGCUAGAGAGACAUUCAGACAUCACAGCUAUUUGUGCGACAAGGCGGAGGCUGUCAUUUGCGGGUUGGGUGUUUUUGGGUACACGGCCGCGAUUGAGUAUGCUGCUAAGCAUUUGAAGUUGAGGACAAAGUGA
Fusarium poae is the source of this 450-nucleotide messenger RNA. RefSeq names its product Catabolic 3-dehydroquinase 2 (gene QUTE2). The record is from RefSeq and is a predicted model, not a curated record. The coding region runs from base 1 to 450 and encodes 149 amino acids. The transcript has a single exon. Gene Ontology annotation, biological process: quinate catabolic process. Lineage: Eukaryota; Fungi; Ascomycota; Sordariomycetes; Hypocreales; Nectriaceae. Gene Ontology annotation, molecular function: 3-dehydroquinate dehydratase activity.